This is a messenger RNA of Arthroderma uncinatum, 834 nucleotides long. RefSeq lists its product as uncharacterized. The record is from RefSeq and is a predicted model, not a curated record. Bases 1 to 834 code for a protein of 277 amino acids. Lineage: Eukaryota; Fungi; Ascomycota; Eurotiomycetes; Onygenales; Arthrodermataceae. The transcript has a single exon. Gene Ontology annotation, molecular function: hydrolase activity.
AUGUCUGACCUACAUCUCGAAUUCGGUCAACAAUAUGCGAACUUCCGUAUUACACCGCGAGCCCCACGUCUGAUCCUGGCUGGCGACAUCGGCCAGCUCGCAGAUUAUGAUGCCCUUCGCGACUUUCUACGUCCCCAAUGUGAGAAUUUUGCGGAGGUCUAUCUUGUUCUAGGAAACCAUGAGUUUUUCGGAGUCUCCCGUCAGAAAGGCCUCCGACUAGCGGAUAUGCUCCAAGCCGAGCCACAGUUGAAGAAUAGAUUGGUCAUAAUGAAUCGGAAACGCGUUGAUAUCAAGGAUGUAACACUCUUAGGCUGUACUCUGCACUCACACAUACCACCCGACUCGGAGAAUGUUGUUGGGCAGAAGAUUAACGACUUCCGUCGAAUUGUCGAUUGGAGAGUUGCAGACCACAAUGCUGAGCACGCCAAAGAUAUAAAGUGGUUGAAGGACGAGAUCAGUUCGAUCAGAAGCACGGAGCUUGGUUUGAGGCAGAAGAUCGUUGUCAUAUCUCAUCAUGCCCCGUCAACCAAGGGGACGUCUAAACCUUCGAAUGAGGGUAGCCUAUGCAGCUCAGCUUUUGGGACAGACCUCAUUGGGGGUACACAACGAUCAUUUCUUGACGAUGUGCAGUACUGGAUACACGGUCACACACAUCACUCUUCGGAAUCUGUUCGGGGGAGUGUGAAGCUCGUGAGCAACCAACGAGGCUAUGUGAUUCCAAAAAAUCAAGGGACUGAGGUCUCAGGAAGCCUCGCGUCGAAACUGCUCAAUCUCGGGGGUCGUGGCAGCCAGGAACAAACCCCAUUCGACCCUGACAAGAUUAUUGAAGUCUGA